Exophiala viscosa is the source of this 1985-nucleotide messenger RNA. RefSeq names its product D-lactate dehydrogenase. Gene Ontology annotation, biological process: lactate catabolic process. NCBI's taxonomy places the organism in Eukaryota, Fungi, Ascomycota, Eurotiomycetes, Chaetothyriales, Herpotrichiellaceae. Gene Ontology annotation, molecular function: D-lactate dehydrogenase (cytochrome) activity; D-lactate dehydrogenase (NAD+) activity; FAD binding. The transcript is spliced from 2 exons. Bases 168 to 1934 code for a protein of 588 amino acids. Gene Ontology annotation, cellular component: mitochondrion. The record is from RefSeq and is a predicted model, not a curated record.
CAUCGAUGGCGUGCGUCAACAACGUUGUGCCGAAAUCCGAUCAUGGUAAUAUUCGAUUUUCGUCUAGCCUUUCCACAUCUACUUUCUUGAAUGCUUCAGCGGUAGUGAAGGUAAGUUGAGUCUGUCCCCGCGCAUGCUGGAGGUCGCGCCGUGUUCAAGCGAUCAGGAUGUCAGGGAGGAUGAAGUUGUGGUGGGAGUCCCUCAGGCCGGCGUCAAGGUCUCUGCAUGCGCCGGGUGGACUUCAAAAAUGUACCUCUCGACAAGGACCACUGGCACGUAGCAAAGCUACCUACUCAACUCGAGCAACAACAGCAGAAAAGCUUGCCCGCCCGAAUUUACCUCUAUGGACCACAAGCAGAGCGCUACUCCUAGCAGGUGCACUCGCGUCCAUAGGCUAUGCAGUCGGCGUCAACGACGCUGGAAACCAUGCUCACGAACUGACCCCCCGUCCUCCAAAAUACGCCUCGAAGAAAGACAUGGACAAGGCGAUCAGCGAACUGCGCAGCCUUCUCGGCGAAGACGCAGUCAGCACUGACGACGAGGACCUCCAAGCUCACGGCUAUUCCGAAUGGUCGUCCAUCAACAUCGACCAAUUACCAGUGGCAGUGGCAUACCCCAAGAACACCGAAGAAGUCUCACAGAUCGCCAAAGUCGCCACGAAGUACAAGAUCCCCAUGGUUCCAUUCUCCGGCGGCUCGUCGCUGGAAGCCAACUUCGCAGCGCCCUUCGGCGGUUUCAGCAUAGACUUUGCCUUUAUGGAUCAGAUCCUUGCAAUCCAUGCCGAGGACAUGGAUGUCGUAGUCCAGCCGUCGAUGCAGUGGAUGGAACUCAACGACAAGCUGAAACACACGGGCCUCUUCUUCCCCGUGGAUCCAGGCCCGUCCGCAAAGAUAGGAGGCAUGAUCGGGACAUCUUGUAGCGGGACCAACGCUUUUCGCUACGGCACCAUGAAAGACUGGGUCAUUAAUCUCACGGUCGUGCUGCCGGACGGUCGCAUCAUCAAAACGAGACGGAGGCCUCGAAAGACGUCAGCAGGCUAUAACCUCACGGGUCUUUUUGUGGGCGCAGAAGGCACCCUGGGCAUCGUGACCGAGGCGACGCUAAAGCUCGCUGUCAUUCCUCAAGAGACGAAGGUGGCCGUUGCAACGUUCCCAACCAUUCGUGAUGCAGCUGCGGCAGCGAUGCAAGUCAUCCGGUCUGGUGUUCCCGUGGCAGCCAUGGAGAUCAUGGACGACGUCCAAAUGAGUGUGAUCAACAAAGCCGGCGGCACAAACAGGACCUGGAAAGAAGUGCCCACGCUGUUUUUCAAGUUUGCAGGCACCACAGCCGGAGUGCAGGAGAACAUCAAGACCACGACGCAGAUAGCGAAACGAAAUAAUGGCGGCGACAUCGUCUACGCAAAGACCGAUCAAGAAGCUCACGAUCUCUGGAAGGCCCGCAAAGACUCGUUGUGGAGCAUGCUGUCGCUGCGUCGAGAGGGCGACGAAGUCUGGUCGACCGACGUUGGUGUUCCAAUCUCGCGACUACCGGAUAUCGUCGACCUCUCUAAGAAGGAGCUUGACGACUUGGGCCUCUUUGCAAGCAUCCUUGGACAUAUCGGGGACGGAAACUUCCAUGCCUCGAUAUUGUAUAACCGGAAAGAUCCUGCCGAAAGAGAGCGGGUGGAGCACGUUGUCCACAACAUGGUGGAUCGCGCUUUGGAGAUGGAAGGUACAUGCACGGGCGAGCAUGGCAUCGGCUUAGGUAAGAAGCAAAGCUUGAUCGACGAGCUGGGCGUGGACACGAUCAAUGUUAUGCAAACGUUGAAGAGAAGUCUCGAUCCGCAUUGGUUAAUGAAUCCCGGAAAGAUCUUCGACGCUGUAAAUGCGGAAAACACCAGGAACCAACAUGAGUCAACAGCGGCCUCGACUCUGGAGCGCCCCAAAAACAAAUGAAUACCUUGUUUCAGCGGGAAUGUCUCGAACUAAGAUUUGCAUUGAUAUACG